This is a messenger RNA of Maylandia zebra (zebra mbuna), 2238 nucleotides long. NCBI's taxonomy places the organism in Eukaryota, Metazoa, Chordata, Actinopteri, Cichliformes, Cichlidae. The record is from RefSeq and is a predicted model, not a curated record.
GUUGUUCAGGUUGAAACAUUUGCACUUAAAGUCGGUUAAGUUUCCUUUGAUAUAUCAGUGUCAAGCUGAUGUUUAAGAGGGUAUGUUAAGGACAGAUGUGCUCCAGUCCAUCAAUCCUUUAAAGUGCUGGACACCGAUGGUAAAUUGCCAUCAGACCCUAAAUAAAUUGUCCUCUGCUGUUAUCCAUAUUGCUUCACUCAUUCUUUGGUGAGUAGACGUAUUGGUUACAACUAAGAGUAGUAGGAAAAAAAAAUUGGCGCCCGAACAGGGACUGGAGCGCAUCACUAACUUUAUCCUGAAGCACAUGCUCAGACAUCUGUGAAUUCAUCUACUGCUUUGCAGAGAGAGACAAUGGAGUUUUGUGACAGGUAUGGUUUUGAUCCAGAGUACACUGUUUUGUUAAAAGGGGCUAAAGCCGGGAUUAAACUACAAGAGGUGCAAAGAGCAUUUGCUUUGCUGGAUCACGUUGUCAAAAUUCAACAAAUAGAUAGUCUCCCUGACACUAUUUUGUGUCAGUUCAUGGAGUGCAUUACCCCAAUGCUCUUAGAUGGAGAACAUUCAGCAGAUGGGGAGUGUUGGGAGGUUAUUCAGAUAGAUGAGUACUGUCCUCAGGGACCUGACAGUUUUCACCUGGCGCAUGAUGUGGUCCCCCUCGCUCGAGCAAUUGAUGAUGUGACUGCUAGUUUCAGAGAACAAGUAAACGAACUGGCAUUAGCAUAUAAUGUGAGCCCCAUGACUUUAAAUCAGGCUGCAGUGAGCCACAUGUGUGGGAAAAAUGAUACAUAUAAGGGGUUAGCUACCUCAACUCCUGCCUUGGGAGUUAAAACUCAGUCCACACCAGGUCCCAGGUCAACUGCCGCCUGUGAUGAUGGCCAUGUGCCCAAGGCUAAACAGGCACUUGAUGCGGACUCCCUGCUUGUUGAUCCUUUGCCAGCGGAGGUUCAGAGAGUCAUUGUGGAGCACAUUGUAAAACAUGACUCGCCCAUGCACACUCCCUCUGGUUUUGAGCUCCGCUCAUUUUCAGGAAACUCUCCAAAACCCCCUAAUGAGGUAGAGUACAGGGUAUGGCGACUUAGAGCUAAACAGGUACUAAAUGACUCUACCCUUUCCGAAGGGCAGCAGCGCCAUGUUUUCCUCGAUAGCUUGGCUAGCCCUGCUUUGAAUGUGGCCCUUUCUAUUGGGUCUCAAGCACCACCAAAAGACUAUCUCGAUGAGCUUGACAAGGCUUAUGGCAAUGUCACUGGAGGUGAAGAGCUGUAUAUCCAGUACCUAGAGACUCAUCAGAAUAGUGGAGAAAAGGCAUCUGAUUACUUGCGCCGACUCCAGACGUUGCUGCAGGAGGUAGUUGACGGUAAUGGCAUACCUAGAAGUGAUUUUGAUGUUCAGCUACUAAAGCAGUUCCUCAGAGGUUGCUGGGAUGACUCUCUAAUUGCCACUCUGCAUCUAAAAGAAAUAGUGGGAUCUGCACAUCAUGUUAUUCCCACUUUCUCAGAGCUGCUUUUUAAAAUCAGAACACAUGAGAAAGAGAGUCAGUUAAAAGAAAUGCGCAGGAGACGUUACAUGAGCGGCACCUCAACUAAAGUGCAGGCUCGAACACUCGUAGCCACAGAUGACGGCAGGCCUUCUGGCACCCUCCCACAGCGCUGGAUGCUUGUACCAGAGAGCAACUGGAGGAAAAGAAAAAAAAAAGAGGAGUGGAGGAAGUAUGUUCGCCCCUUGUACAUGCUUAUAACUGUACAAAACAUGACGCAACUGGAGAAGCGCCCUUCCUUCUGAUGUUUGGUAGAGAGCCACGGCUUCCGAUGACACUUGCAUUGCUCAAUAACUUUUUCCUGUCAUUACAACAACAGAUUGCUGGGUUAGUGCAAUCUCUGUCGGGUGAUAGUGACGGGGACGUCACACUUUAAGCAGGGGUGGAUGUAACCCAGUGUUAAUUUGGUUAUCUGAUAUUGUGUGAUAUUCAGUAUAUAUGUAUAUACCUAUAUUGGGUGUUAUAAAAUGUUCUUCAAUGAUUUUGAGUUUUUUUUUUAUUGCUAUUGGUUUGCGGCUGCUUUACGACAGUCGACUGUGGUAGUACAUCCUAGCGGGAGGGGCUAUGAGCUCACGUGGCUUGUAGCUGUGCCAGAGAGCAAGCUGGGGUGAGCUAGCGGGGAAUAUCGCCUUCUGCAGUAGCCUUGAAAAGGACUAUUGUUCGUUCUCCUGCCAGACGCUUCGCUGCUGUGCUGCCUUGCUGCUGUG